UCUUCUUUUGGCGCCACGGGGCAGACACAGGCCAUGAGAAAUUUCCCGGCGGCGCGGAACAUGCGCGCCACUUCCGGUCGGGCUCCUAACAACGGGGGAGGCUGGUAACCAGGGAGGGGGGGAUGGCGGAGCGGGCGCCGGAGCCCGGGGCGGAGGCUGAGGCGGGCGCAGGCGGGGAGGCAGCGGCCGAGGAGGGCGCGGCGGGCCGCAAGGCGCGCGGCCGGCCGCGGCUCACGGAGUCGGACCGGGCACGGCGGCGGCUCGAGUCCCGGAAGAAGUACGACGUGCGGCGCGUGUACCUGGGCGAGGCGCACGGGCCCUGGGUGGACCUGCGGCGCCGCAGCGGCUGGAGCGACGCCAAGCUCGCCGCCUACCUCAUCUCGCUGGAGCGCGGCCAGCGUUGCGGCCGCCACGGGAAGCCUUGGGAGCAAGUCCCCAAAAAGCCAAAGCGGAAGAAAAGGCGACGACGAAAUGUGAACUGCCUGAAGAAUGUGGUGAUCUGGUAUGAGGACCACAAGCACCGCUGCCCGUACGAGCCACACCUUGCCGAGCUGGACCCCACCUUUGGCCUGUACACCACAGCCGUGUGGCAGUGCGAAGCCGGCCACCGCUACUUCCAAGACCUGCACUCACCCCUGAAGCCACUCAGCGACUCAGACCCCGACAGUGACAAAGUGGGCAAUGGCCUGGUGGCUGGCAGCUCCGACUCCUCUGGCUCUGGCUCUGGCUCUGGCUCUGGCUCUGACUCUGAGGAGCCCCCUGAGGGCCAGCCGGCUAAGGCCUCGGCAGCAGCGACCCCCACCAGCCCGGCGGGCAGCAUUGGCCUCAUCACGCAGGAGGGCAUGCAUAUCCCCUUUGAUGUCCACCACGUGGAGAACCUGGCUGAGCAGGGCACCCCCCUGUGCCCCAACCCAGCAGGCAGUGGGCCCGAAGCCCUGGAGACGGUGGUGUGUGUGCCAGUGCCCAUGCAAGUGGGUGCAGGCCCUGGCACCCUCUUUGAGAACGUGCCCCAGGAGGCCCUGGGCGAGGUGGUGGCCAGCUGCCCCAUGCCAGGCAUGGUGCCCGGUUCACAGGUGAUCAUCAUCGCAGGCCCAGGCUAUGACACCCUCACAGCUGAGGGCAUCCACCUCAACGUGGCAGCGGGCAGCGGUGCCGCUGGCAGCAGUCUGGGUGAGGAGGUGCCCUGUGCCAUGAUGGAGGGUGUGGCGGCCUACACCCAGACGGAGCCUGAGGGUAGCCAGCCCAGCACCACGGACAUCGCCACCACGGACACCGCUACCACGGCAGGCAUCGAGACCAAGAAAGAGAAGGAGGACCUGUACAUGCUCAAGAAGGAGGAGAAGGAGGAGUCAGUGGCCCCAGAGCUGGCAGAGCUGGUGGCAGCAGUGCCCGAGAGCACAGAGCCAGAGGCAGAGGCCGACGGGGAGGAGCUAGACGGCAGUGACAUGUCUGCCAUCAUCUACGAGAUCCCCAAGGAGCCUGAGAAGAGGCGGCGGAGCAAGCGGUCGCGGGUGAUGGACGCUGAUGGCCUGCUCGAGAUGUUCCACUGUCCCUACGAGGGCUGCAGCCAGGUUUACGUGGCCCUCAGCAGCUUCCAGAACCACGUCAACCUCGUGCAUCGGAAAGGGAAGACCAAAGUGUGCCCUCACCCUGGCUGCGGCAAGAAGUUCUAUUUGUCCAACCACCUGCGGCGGCACAUGAUCAUCCACUCAGGUGUCCGCGAAUUCACCUGCGAGACGUGCGGCAAGUCCUUCAAGAGAAAGAACCACCUAGAAGUCCACCGGCGCACGCACACGGGAGAGACGCCCCUGCAGUGCGAGAUCUGCGGCUACCAGUGCCGGCAGCGCGCGUCGCUCAACUGGCACAUGAAGAAGCACACGGCAGAGGUGCAGUACAACUUCACGUGCGAGCGCUGCGGGAAGCGGUUCGAGAAGCUGGACAGCGUCAAGUUCCACACACUCAAAAGCCACCCGGACCACAAACCCGCCUGACCCACCUGACCACUGACCGUUCCUAUUUAUUUGUCCGCUUGGAUACCUCACCCGGGCCUGCCGGUGCCUGGACAGCCGCGGGGACUCCGAGACCGCGGGCCGGAAGGAGGUGUCCCGCCCCGCCCCAGGACUGGGCCCCCUGGGCAGGUCCCCCUGCCCUACCCCAUCCCACCUCCGGAGCUGGCGCCUGGGGCUGCACGGCUUGAACUGUGUCAAGAGAGCAAAUGAGAUUAAAGAGUGAGAAGGGAGA
Molecule: messenger RNA, 2241 nt
Organism: Trichechus manatus latirostris (Florida manatee)
Lineage: Eukaryota; Metazoa; Chordata; Mammalia; Sirenia; Trichechidae
Gene: ZNF653
Product: zinc finger protein 653
Exons: 9
Coding region: 123-1991 (622 amino acids)
Biological process (GO): regulation of transcription by RNA polymerase II
Cellular component (GO): nucleus
Molecular function (GO): transcription coregulator activity
Source: RefSeq, a predicted model, not a curated record